Molecule: messenger RNA, 2770 nt
Organism: Nylanderia fulva
Lineage: Eukaryota; Metazoa; Arthropoda; Insecta; Hymenoptera; Formicidae
Biological process (GO): zinc ion transmembrane transport
Cellular component (GO): plasma membrane
Molecular function (GO): zinc ion transmembrane transporter activity
Source: RefSeq, a predicted model, not a curated record
CAGUUCGACACCUCGGACCUCCCGUCUCCUCGAAAGGGGUCCAGCGUUGAUUUGACGCCACUGAGAGCGAUCAGUCACCGCGUGCAGGUGCUAGAGCGAGCGUGUAAACACACGCGGCGGCGAGCGAUCGUUGAAGAAGGACGGGACAUUGUCGGGAGUGGGCAGGAAGCGGCUCGGCUCGGACUAUGUAAGACGACGAGGCGGCGGCCGAGGGGUCCGAUCGAGCCGAGUUCUCGUCGAGUCGAGACCGACGAGAGUCGGAGUAGUGUCCGAUCGGCCGUCGUGGCGCGUUGAGUUCCUCCGCAUCGAAACGGGAAAUUCAUCCAUCCAUCAACCUGACUUCGCCCGGGUGAUUUCGGAUAAAAAGCUCGAGGAGCAAGAAUGGGGCUCGUGAGAUGAGAGCCUCGUCUACGAGAAGGUGGUGAAGUGGUGACAAGUUUAAUCGGUAGUGCGGUUCUUUAAGUCCUUCGGAGCGAGAAAGACGGAUCGACACGCGCGUAGAUUGGAGUUAUUUUUGUCGAGAUACGAGAUCUAGAUUAUAUAUCGUUAUCUCGUUGGAAAGAAGAGAGAUGGAAGAAGACACGACGACGUACAGCGUUCUCCUUAUGUCGAAGAUCGGCGCGAUGAUCGGUCUGGGUUUCGGUUCUCUGGCCCUGGGAACUUUGCCGCUGAUCGUGGGACGUUGCAGGGCCAAGAAACGACUUCGGAAACAAUCCCGGCCGAUCUCGUCCGAUCGCUCCAGCACUUCGUCAUUUCCGGGCGUCGACUCGGCUUCCGCGGCGAACAAACAAGGUCUUCUGACAUCGCUACUGCUUUGCUUCGGCGGUGGAGUGCUCCUAUUCACGACGUUUUUACAUCUGGCACCGGAAGUGCGCGAGAGCGUCGAGAUCCAUCAGUCGAACGGGCAGCUGCCUACCCUGGGCUCUCUCGGUCUCGCGGAGUUGCUCUUCUGCGGCGGCUUCUUCCUCGUCUACCUGGUCGAGGAAGCGGUGCACGCGGCCCUCACGGGAAAACCCGAGUCUUCGGAGGCUCUGCUCUAUCGGACCGUCUCGGUGCGCAGAUGCAACAAUAAUCAGACGGGUCCGUCGACCUUGAGCGGCUCCACCGCCACUGUUUCCACGACGAGAUCCACGGUAUGGAAGGACCACGACGACCUCGAGGACAAGGAGAGCCAGGCGGGCCUUGAACGAUCGAAACUCGACGAAUUGCGGAACCACGUGACCAAGGACGAUAAGGUCCUGCCGGCUAUAUUCGUCCUGUCGCCGGUCGCGUUAUCCAGCGAGGGACGUCAGGUCGUCGAGAGACGAUCCGAUCCGGAACUGGCAAUGUCGGAACUCAACUAUUCGCCGAUCAAGCAUCAUCAUCAUCACCAUCAUCACCAUCAGGAUCAUCGCAACAAUCAUCAUGAUCAUAAUCAUCACCAUCAUCAUCAUCAUCAUCAUCAUCAGCAGCAGCAGCAUCAUCAGCAUCAGCAUCAUGGCGCGAUAACGCAAAAUACCUCGGUGCAAGGUCUGUUAACCGUGCUCGCAUUGUCCUUCCACGCGAUAUUCGAGGGUCUGGCGGUAGGAUUGGAACCCUCCAUCAGUUCGGUCGUUUAUCUGGCGGCCGCCAUCGCGACCCACAAACUAGUUAUUUCCUUCUGCGUCGGGAUGGAGCUCUACGUAGCUGGCGCGUCCACGCGGGCUACCCUCGGAUAUCUGUCAGUCUUCUCCAUGGUGACGCCGAUUGGGAUUGGGAUUGGGCUGGCACUGGGCCACUUCAAGAACGACAGCGAAACCCUGGGACCAACGCCGACCAUUCUGCAGGGCAUGGCGGCCGGAACUCUGCUCUAUGUGGUCUUCUUCGAGGUGUUGGCGCGCGAAAGAGCGAACGAGAAGAGCGGGUUGUUGCAGCUGAUGGCGAUCAUCGUCGGGUUCACGCUGAUGCUGGGUCUGCAAAUCGCCACCGCUCAUUCGCACAGUCACGAUCACGGCCAGGGUCACGGACACUCGCACGGGGAGAUGGAGGAGGACCACGAUCACGAUCACGACCACGAGCACGAUCACACGCACCCGGUUGCGGACGCGAUCGACAAGGUGACCGUCAGCCUCGCCGAGGCCCUCUCCAACGCUCUCACAUCCUCGACGACGUUACGGUCGAGGGAUAUCAACGAAACCGCGCCGUUGCACCCUCAUCACAGUUAGGGAUCGACCCUGCUUUUCCGCGAGUUUCCACGGCUGUGUCUUCAGCAAGGGAGAUUCGGUCUCUCGCAGAUCUCGACGGAUCACGAUGUCGCCCUUUGCCAAGAAAAGAGAGAGAGACGUCCCUCGUCUAUUUUCUUCAUCCAUUUUGGAUUUCGAGGGAAAACAGAGGAAGCCGAGGAAAAAAGAUAGGGCUGAUGGAUCCUUCUCUAUACAUGUCGAUCGUGAUUGAUUCUAUUCCGCGAUGCGACAAUGGAAUACACGUAUUGCAUUGCGUAUGUCGGAUAGGUGUCCUUUUACCGCUGCUCCGAUUGGAAAUUGUACGAUGACGCAAAAAAAUAUUUCCUGACACAUUUCGUUGACCUCCAAAGAGUUUCCCGCUCAAAGAUUUGCAUCUGGGAAAAAGACUUUCAAAUAGAUGUACAUAUCUGUAUUCGGUGCAGCAUUUUACGAUAUUUUUUUAAGACAUGCGUAUAAUAGAUAAGUUUAAUUACAUUCAUAAAUAUAUACCCAUACAACAAGAUCGCAGCAGCAUUGUGACAUUUCAUUGCAAUAUUACAACAUUGCAUAAACAUUGUGAAAUGUUGCAG